This is a messenger RNA of Stomoxys calcitrans (stable fly), 1461 nucleotides long. RefSeq names its product protein LST8 homolog (gene Lst8). The coding region runs from base 128 to 1075 and encodes 315 amino acids. Gene Ontology annotation, molecular function: protein binding. Lineage: Eukaryota; Metazoa; Arthropoda; Insecta; Diptera; Muscidae. Gene Ontology annotation, biological process: regulation of actin cytoskeleton organization; TOR signaling. Gene Ontology annotation, cellular component: TORC2 complex; TORC1 complex. The record is from RefSeq and is a predicted model, not a curated record. The transcript is spliced from 2 exons.
UUGACAUAUGACGGAAUUGAACAAAACAAAACAAUACCACCCAGACCUAAAGUUCAGGAUUUUAUAAAAAAAGUAUGAAAAUUUAAGAAAAUUUUGCAAAGUAGAUAAUAAAAUCCUUAAUUAUAUUAUGGAAACGACGGGUGACCAAUUGAUAUUGGCCACGGGAGGAUAUGACCACACAAUUAAAUUGUGGCAGGCUCAUACCGGUAACUGUAUACGCACGUUACGGUUUGUGGAAACAUCGCAAGUUAAUGCGUUGGACCGUACGCCAGAUAAAACACGCUUGGCUGCCUGCGGCUAUCAGUGCAUACGCCUUUAUGACCUAGAGUCCAGUUCCAAUGUGCCGGUUAUCAAUUUCGAAAGUGUGCAGAAAAAUGUCACUCGUUUGGGGUUUCAAGAGGAUGGCAAUUGGAUGUUCACAGCAGGAGAGGACCAUCGUGUUCGUAUUUGGGAUAUGCUCUCGGCCUCGCCGCAUUGUUCACGAGUAUUCGACUGUCAGGCGCCAGUAAAUGCAGCCUGUCUGCAUCCAAAUCAAGUUGAGAUUGCUAUGGGGGCACAAAACGGUGGUGUCUACUUGUGGGAUGUAAAAUCCGAGGUGCACGAACAACUGAUACCCGAAGUGGAUGCAUCGAUACAAGAUGUAGCCAUAUCACCUGAUGGCCAAUUCAUGGCCGCAGUUAAUAACAAAGGAAAUUGUUAUAUCUGGACUUUAAGCUGCUCGCCAAAUCAAAAACUCACCACACUACACCCCAAACUCAAAAUUGCGGCGCACAAGCGCUAUGUGCUGCGGUGUAAAUUUUCCCCAGACUCGCGUCUGCUUGUUACUACCUCUGGUGAUGGAACUGCUCGCGUUUGGAAAACUGAUGAUUUUACCAUGUGGCGUGAGCUUUGCAUUGAAAACUAUUGGGUAUGGGAUGCGGCAUUUAGUGCAGAUUCCAAAUAUCUGUUUACGGCAUCCAGUGAUGCCAUCGCACGGUUAUGGAAAUUAGAAACGAAAAAUCCCGAACGUAAGUACACCGGCCACACAAAAGCCAUAACGGCCCUUUCGUUUAAAGACGAAAUUGUAACCGAAUAACAUCAAGCAUUAACACGGAAGGCGUUGGCGGCAUCUAAAGGCUAUGUUACAGCAACAAAGCCCUGGUUUUGUGCUAGCAUUUGCCGCAAACUCUCAAUGUAAUUGGAUGAAUGAUAAGUAGGUAGGAAAAGAAAAUGUAUUGUGUUUUGGUUGCAAUAAAAUGCAAGGGAAGUAAUACACUAGAGUACCCAACGGCAACGCAAUCAUCGACCAUACUAUAUAUUUUCCUGAUUUAUAUAUUUUUUUGUCCUGUACUGAGGUAAUUUUUUCUAGGCAUACCUACAACUACUACAUGUACUAUUUAAUUAAGAUAUGUUUUUUAUGAGUAAUACAUAACAAUGUACGAAAGAAAUACAAAAAAAAAUAAUAAACAACAUGAAAAACAA